Molecule: messenger RNA, 2497 nt
Organism: Amorphotheca resinae ATCC 22711
Lineage: Eukaryota; Fungi; Ascomycota; Leotiomycetes; Helotiales; Amorphothecaceae
Exons: 4
Coding region: 114-2246 (710 amino acids)
Biological process (GO): cytoskeleton-dependent cytokinesis
Cellular component (GO): cell division site; septin ring; septin complex
Molecular function (GO): molecular adaptor activity; GTPase activity; GTP binding
Source: RefSeq, a predicted model, not a curated record
UCAACGUUUGUGCCAAAGAUUCCCUUUUACAUUUUCCCCUGGAGAUGAUCGGAACCUGAUUUUCUUCCUUCGUCAACAGUUUAUCUGCAUCUGUGACGUUCGCCUCCGCCAGCAUGCGUCCUCUACCUGGUGAUGAUACCUUCACCGGGUCGUCUCGGACGCCCAACUUCACUGAUAACACCGGAACACCACUUGCACCACGAAGCCAACCACCACAGAUGACCUACUUUCUCACUGACGAGAAAUCCAUCGGAGACUCUCCGCCAGCUCCCGCUCCGCACCCCAAGCAUCGCGAGCUCAAGAACAGCACGUACGGUGUUGAGAGCCUCGAGUCCACGAUAGGCUCCUUAUCUCCCGAUAACGACGACCACGAGUCCCAUCCGCGGAACGCACGUCAUAACUGGAGGAAGAACCCGGGACAAAGUACAUUGAGGCAAACGGGAGAUGAUACUCCAGAUUCCCCAUGGAAUGAUAUCAGUGGCAGCGUCUCCCCGUUCCCUCCGCGCCGUUCCUCACAAACCUCGAUCUCCAGACCAUUUACACCCCUGUCUCUCGGCUCCCCAGCCCCGCCUUCACUCAUGAGUAGUCCUGAUUCACGACGAAAUUCGGACGCUGGUUCGUUCGAGGAGGAUGCGGCGAGCCAGGCUAUCGUUUCCAGUGGGGAUGAGGAACGAGAUUUGGGGGCAGGGUUGAUUGAUAGUGGGAGCGCGCCCCAGCUCGUUAUGCCGAGUCUCAAGAUGCCUAGUCGACGGCCAUUCACGGAGAGGGGAAAGAACAUAGGGAGACUCAAAGUCCUGAUCGCUGGUGAUUCUGGUGUGGGAAAGACUUCAUUGAUCAAGGCGAUCGUGCAGACCUGUGAGGAUAUCGUUCAUGUCGACCCUCUGACUUCCACGACGAUAUCGAUCCCGGAUAGGAGAAAGAGCUCGAAGUCGAAAUCCAGGAGUGGCAGUACAGACCUGCAGGCUACAUCUCAGAUCACGGAGAUAUAUGCGAGCACCAAGGCAUAUCCGGCCUGGUGGUCGGAUUUGGAAGAGAGUCGGAUAUUGCGGAGGAGGAAGAGCAUGGGUGAUUCAGUUUUGGAGAGGAAUCUGUGCUUUGUUGAUACCCCGGGAUAUGGGAACAAGACUUCUUGCCUUGAAACGAUCACGUCGGUCGUGGAAUAUAUCCAAUCUCAUCUACAGAAAGCGGUGUCGACGCAGGAUAUGAGCGACUCAGAAAUGAUAAGCAUGCUCGGUGGAAAUGGUGGAUCUCAGGUUGACCUGGUCUUCUAUGUAUUUGCCCAGAGGGUAAAACCAGUGGACAUCGAAUACCUCCGCCGCCUGUCACAGUUAACCAACGUCAUCCCGAUCAUAUCCCGCUCUGAUCUCCUAUCCCCUGAAGACCUCUCCUCCCUCAAGGAAAACAUCAAUAGCACCCUUCAAACCUCCUCCAUCCGACCAUUCGUCCUCAAUCCGAACUUUGAAGAAUCCCCUCAUCCGGUAGCUCCCUAUGCAAUAUCCACAAGCGCGUCCAAAGACCUCGACACCAUGGAUGCCUCCCUCCUUAUGUCUCCGGAUUACGUCCAACCCCUCCUACCAUCUGAACUCUCGUAUCUCGUCUCGCAAAUCUUCGAACGCGACACCGUGUCGUGGCUCCGGCAUUCAGCAGCCAAGAAGUUCGUGCAGUGGCGGAGUUCGUCGUCUACUCUAGAUAGAACCCCUCUCCACCGAUCACUCUCCCAGUCGUCAUCAUCUCAAAUCCUUACAGCGCCAGUGGGCGCAACCACGAGUUACGCACUAGCAAGGAUCACAGACCACACGCAGCGAGAAGAGCGCAUUGCUCAAGUCCGACUGGCCAACUGGGCUGCAGACCUCCAACGUAGUCUCGCCAACGAGCGCGCCAGAUUCGAAAAUCUAGCAAAGAGCGAGAGAGCGAUCUGGCUGACCGAACGACUCGGUGAGUGCGUCCAAGAUGGGACCAUCGUGCCUCUCUCCCGGGCUCGUCCGACCCAACAUCCAGCCUACAAAGACCUGGCAUCGACAUACUCCCUCAAGCGGAACAGCUCUGGUUAUGAAGCCAUGAACCCGCACGAUCCGCUCGGUCUCCUGCAGCUCAACGAAGACCUGAAGAGGAAGGGAUGGUUCGUGCUCCAGGUCGUCAGUAGUCUCGGCAUCAUCGGUGGUCUGGCUUUCUACAUCAGCCGUAGCUGGCAGACGACCGAGUCGGAGACGGUGGGGCUAUGGGAGUGGGUUACUAGUGUUUUGUAGUGUACGGAAGGGCAGGGAGAGGGGAGGACUGAAAAGUAGUGUUAGCGGAGGAUAUAAUUGGAUAUCGAGGAAAGCAGGAUCGCAUUUCACAUCAACACAGCCUAGGUAGAUAGCAUAGCAUAGGUACAUAGGGGUCCGGAUAUAGCGCUCAUCUCUCCCUCCCAUCCCUCUUUCCCCCUAUCUAUACCUUAUAUACCUUAUAUAUACAUACAUAAAAUAGCGAAACAAUCCAAUUCGUUCCAUUACAUCCC